Messenger RNA from Vicia villosa (hairy vetch), 1554 nucleotides. RefSeq lists its product as uncharacterized. The coding region runs from base 1 to 1554 and encodes 517 amino acids. Gene Ontology annotation, molecular function: RNA binding. The transcript is spliced from 3 exons. The record is from RefSeq and is a predicted model, not a curated record. NCBI's taxonomy places the organism in Eukaryota, Viridiplantae, Streptophyta, Magnoliopsida, Fabales, Fabaceae.
AUGUAUGUCUCUGAGUUUCCAGAGGAGUCAACUGCUAAACAUCUUUUUGAGUUGUUUGGAUGUAUCGGGAGUGUGGUUGAAGUCGCCAUUUCUCCAAGGAGAAACUCGUUCGGGAAGAGGUCCGGGUUUGCUCGUUUCGUAGAGGUAAGGGACGGGAGGCUUCUUGCGGUUCGCUUGGACAACAUCAUCAUUGCCGGUAAGAAACUUCAUGUCAAUCUCCCUAGAUAUUGUAGGGUUCAGCAGACGGGUGUGAGGAGGAUUGCAGAGUUUGUUAGAAGAGAUUGCGGUAGGACUCAGGUUAGGAAUGCAGGUGUGGGGUUUGGCAACACUAGAGUCGAUUCUUUUAGGAAUGACAAAUCUUAUGCUGAAGCAGUGAACAAUGAUUCCCCAGCAAGUGAGGUUAAUGGGGUUUCGAGCAACGCGUUACAUUUCAAUUCUUCUUCUGAGCGGAGAGAAAGGUUGGCCAAAGCCUAUGUUGGUAGAGUCUGCAUUCUAGGUUCUUCUUAUAACAUACACACCCAUUUCGAAUUGGAGGGGGUUUAUGCGGUGAAAGUGUCGCCUUUAGGGAGUAAUUUGUGUCUGUUAGAGGAAUUAAAGGAGGGUUACAUCAAAGAUUUGAUAGCAGAAGGGGAGAGUUGGUGGAAGUCUUGGUUUUUGGAGAUAGUCAAAUGGGAAGAACGAUUGGUGGAUGAAAGUAGGGAUGUUUGGAUUAGGAUUUUCGGGAUCCCGGUUCAUUCAUGGUCCGCUGAUUUCUUUGUAGCAGUGGCUAAUCUAUGGGGGAGGUUUAUUUCCUUAGACGAAACGACGGCGAAAGGUGAAACUUUUGAUGUGGCAAGGAUCUUGAUCAGUGUUCCAAUUGCUGUUAAGAUCCUCGAUGCUGUUAAUGUCGUGAUUGACGAAGUUUCCUUUAAGUUCAAUUUUGUUUCGGAAGAGGAUUGGGUCGUCGAUGACGAGGGAGAGGAUGAUUUGGGGGGUUCUGCAGACGCAGUGGACAGCAUUGAACAAUUUUCUUCGAAGCACUGUACUGAGACCAAAUCUAUGAAUAAUUCGGCUACCAUUAAUCGAUGGGCAGAAGGGCCAGUUUUAUCCGCUGCGGCUUGUGCUAAGGUAGGGAGUUGUGAGGUUAACAGCAGCCAGGUGAAAAAAAUGGGGAAAAGGAUUAAAUACAAGAAUGUGAAUGGGGUGGGAAAUACUAGUAGAAAAUAUAAGGGUGCUGGCAACAUUUUUAAAUCUACAUGCCGUAGCACAAUCAAGGAAAUCGGGAAGGCAAAGGGAGUCGAAUCUUUAAAUGUGAGGGAGGAUGGAGUUAAUAGUGGUAAAUCUUCGGUGUGUUAUGGGAAUCAAUUGGAGGAGUCGGAUAUUCGUAGGAAUAAUGGAAGGCAAUGGGAUUUUUUAAAUAGGGGUGUGGGGUAUAAAUUAUGGGAGGCAAUUGUCGAAUUGGGGGUGGUGGAUGAGGAGGGAAGGAGCAAGUUAAUUAGUAGGAUUGAAAGUCUGGAACAAAAGAGAGAGGUGGAAGGAGAAGAAAGGAAGGAGCUUAAAAAAGGUGGGAAAUGA